GGCUCCUACGGGGUUUUGGCCCCCGCCCGUGCUGUUCUUGCCUUCGGCCUCAGUUUAGAGAAGAGUAUCUGCAAAAUGGCAACUGCUCAGAAGCAAAGGAAUUGUGUGAGUGCAGUUGUAUUUCCUAACAAAAUAUCUACAGAACAGCAGUCCCUGAUGCUAGUGAAGAGGCUCCUGGCAGUAGCAGUAUCCUGCAUUACAUAUCUGAGAGGAAUCUUUCCUGAAAGUGCCUAUGGAACAAGAUAUAUGGAUGAUGUCUGUGUCAAAAUUCUGAGGGAAGACAAGAACUGUCCUGGCUCUACUCAGCUGGUGAAAUGGAUGUUAGGAUGCUAUGAUGCCUUGCAGAAGAAAUACCUAAGAAUGAUUGUCCUGGCAGUCUAUACCCAUCCAGAAGAUCCUCAGACAAUUACGGAAUGUUACCACUUCAAAUUCAAGUACACCCACAAUGGGCCACUCCUGGAUUUCAGCAGUAAGAAUAAAAGGAAUGAUUCCACAAUCACCUGUGCAGACACCAAGAAAGCAAGUAUCCUCCUCAUUCGCAAGAUUUAUGUUCUGAUGCAAAACCUGAGUCCAUUACCAAAUGAUGUUUGCCUGACUAUGAAGCUGUUUUAUUAUGAUGAAGUUACACCAUCUGAUUACCAACCUCCUGGUUUUAAGGAGGGUGAAUGUGAGGGGAUGAUAUUUGAGGGGGAGCCUAUGUAUCUGAAUGUGGGUGAAGUGCCAACGCCUUUUCAUAUGCUGAAAGUUAAAGUUACAACUGAAAAACAACGAAUGGAAAAUGUUGAUAAAAGUGUUCUAAAGCAUGGAGACACUAACGUGCCUCUCCAGGUGCUCAGAGUGGACAGAGAUGAUCCAGAAGAGGAGAACCAGGACAUGAAUGAAGAUCCUGUCUUGGAUAAUAAAGUAGAAGAUAGAAAUAAUGUAAAUAUUUCAGAAGCUCAAGAACCAACUUUAACUUGUGAAGAAGAUGGAGUUACAAAGGCUAGAGGGAACCAGAAUGUGUAUGUUUCUAAUCCUCAGGUUGAUCAUUUGGCAAGUAAGACAUCUGAACUUAAUAUGUCGGAGAGCAGGACAAGAAGUGGAAAGAUAUUUCAAACCAGCACUGUUCAUCAGUUUGAACUCUCAUCUAGUCAAGAUGUGCUGCCAAAACGGAGAAAGAUCAGUGAACCAAAGGAGCAGUUUUAGAUACCCGUCUCCCUGUUGUUUGUUUACACAUUUCUCCACACCACUUCCAUUUUGUUGUUUAAUGUGAAUGUUCGUAUUUAAAUAUCUUUUAGGGAUCUUUUCUGUUCUAUUUGUAGUCAGAAUGGAGGGUAUUUUAAGGAAAGAAAAUCUGUCAAGAAGCCCAGCUGAAGAAAUCAGAACUUAUUUUUUUUAUAGGAGGUCGUACCCCAUCAGGAAGGACAGAACGUACCUGACUACUGAUGUAACUGAGAAAAUUUCUGUAACAAAGGUGAUUUGGGGGAUUUGACUCCCUGCUUAUAAUGUGUUUAAAUCCUGACGGUGAUUGUACAACAUUUGUUACCCACAACACAAGGUUUCACCAGUAACUUUGGGCUGUAUUUCAAAGCUGAGGAACUCCUUGUCCAGAACCUGCCUUACGGGGCACGGAACCCCCCAAGUCUUGGGUUAAUUUCCAGAGCUUUAUGGAGCAGGUUCGGGAGGGCUGUGUUGCCAGGUACAGCAAUAUUACAUUUUUGGUUUUACUACUAGGACAGUUAGGGAGGCUUGAUUCUUUGUAUUUCUUCCAGACUGAAGGCACCAGACUCAAGUGAAAAACAAGCAUUCUUCGUACCUUCAAUUACAUAUUUCAUGCCAAAAUGCAGGAAUUUCUGUACAGCUGUGAUGAGACAUGUAACUACAAAUGAAGUAUUAAUUUGUGGCAGGCAUCUGUUAUAAUGGUGCGAGAUUAUUUGAAGAAACCUGUAUGUACUUAAAGUGAUUAAUUGCAGAAGUUGGACAUGGUGCCAUUUCUUUUUCUAACAAAAAAAAGUUCAUUUUUCCUGUGCUGUACGUGAAUUGGAGUGAAGCUGUUUCUGCACGGCAAAGUCUUUAGGUGGGGAUAGCUGAACAUUUCUUGACACUUUUGACGUUUAACUUCAGAAUGUCUUUUUAUCAUUCCUCAAUUAAACCAAUGUUAACA
This is a messenger RNA of Gymnogyps californianus (California condor), 2143 nucleotides long. It is a transcript of the gene HORMAD1, whose product is annotated as HORMA domain containing 1. Bases 76 to 1185 code for a protein of 369 amino acids. The record is from RefSeq and is a predicted model, not a curated record. NCBI's taxonomy places the organism in Eukaryota, Metazoa, Chordata, Aves, Accipitriformes, Cathartidae. The transcript is spliced from 14 exons.